Molecule: messenger RNA, 1014 nt
Organism: Cladophialophora bantiana CBS 173.52
Lineage: Eukaryota; Fungi; Ascomycota; Eurotiomycetes; Chaetothyriales; Herpotrichiellaceae
Exons: 1
Coding region: 1-1014 (337 amino acids)
Molecular function (GO): carbon-sulfur lyase activity
Source: RefSeq, a predicted model, not a curated record
AUGGACUUGAAGGUCAAGGUCGAGUGCCAUUGCCGGCUCACGUCCUUCUCCCUCUCAAUCCCUUCUGACUCGCUUCCGCUGAAAUCUGCACUCUGUCACUGCCACUCGUGCCGCCAUUGCACUGGCCAGCUGUUUGCGACCUGGGCCGUGAUCCCCACCGACUUGCCACCGAGCGUCCUCAAUGGAGGGAAUCUGGUCAAGUACGAAUCCUCGCCGACGUGCCAGCGCUGGUUUUGCAAGCGGUGUGGCGCGAGUGUCGUCAAUGUCGACAGGGGAGAGGGCCCGGAAGAGUGGGAAGUGGGCACAGGAGUGCUCUACUUUGAAGACCCCAAGCACCUGGAAGGGAAGUUGAAUCGAGUGCAGCUCUGGGUUGAGGAUGUCAAGGGGGAUGGAGGCACGGUUGGUUGGAUCAACCAGGGAAAACUAGAGGGGAUGGAUAGGCACUGGAAAGGACGACAGAGUAACAUGGUCAAUGACGACGCUGUCAGGGAUCUCAUGAGACGCAGAGGCGAUGAUCAAGACGAUUGUGAACGGCUUAUUGUGCAAUGUCACUGCCAGAACGUCAAAUUGGAAAUCUCGAAGCCUUCCAACGGCCACAAUGCAGGGGCCGGGAAGUUCGAAGCAAGCCUCGAUGCCUGUACUUCUUGUCGGACCGUGACUGGGUUUGAAAUCACCUGCUGGGCCACGGUGCCCAAGACUGUCAUUGUUGCGGAACCGGAUUUGGAGUCUCUGCUAGUCGAUAAGGGAAGGCUAGGCUACUACAGCACAUCGUCAGGGGUGAGUCGCUUUUUCUGUGUAAGGUGUGGUGCAACAGUCUUCUACUACAAGCAUGACCUUGAAACGAUUGAUGUUGGUCUCGGACUUCUGGAGCCCAAAGUCGAGGGGGCUGUCCGAGUAGAGUCGUGGCUCGAAUGGCAGAAGUAUCCCAAGUGUUUGGUGUUUGAGGAAGAUGCAAUCGACACAGAAUUUGUCAGUAAUUUGAAAGAAGGCAUGAGGAAUUGGGAGAGGAGCUGA